This is a messenger RNA of Mesocricetus auratus (golden hamster), 1375 nucleotides long. It is a transcript of the gene Cd3e, whose product is annotated as CD3e molecule. The record is from RefSeq and is a predicted model, not a curated record. NCBI's taxonomy places the organism in Eukaryota, Metazoa, Chordata, Mammalia, Rodentia, Cricetidae. Gene Ontology annotation, molecular function: transmembrane signaling receptor activity. Bases 219 to 806 code for a protein of 195 amino acids. The transcript has 9 exons. Gene Ontology annotation, biological process: positive thymic T cell selection; cell surface receptor signaling pathway. Gene Ontology annotation, cellular component: membrane; external side of plasma membrane; alpha-beta T cell receptor complex.
GGACUGUGAGGCCCAGAUUUCCUCAGUCAACCGAGGUGAAAGCUUCUGCUUCGAACAUCUCAAACAUUUCCAAGUGACGUGGAGCAGGCAGACCCAGAGGCCCCUCCACACUUCCUGUGUGGGGUUCACCUCCCCUGCCUUCUGCUCGUGCUUCUUCAGAAAUGAAGUAAUGAGCUGGCUGUGUCCGCCAUCUUAGUAGAGCGAGCCUUCUGAGGAGGAUGCGGUGGAACGCCUUCUGGAGAGUUCUGGGCCUCAGCCUCCUAGUAGUUGGCACUUGGCAAGACGAUACCGAGAACCCUGAUAAUGAGGCACAGAAACAUUAUUAUAAAGUCUCCAUCUCAGGAACCAGGAUAGAACUGACAUGCCCUCUAGAGAGUGAUUUCAUACAUUGGGAAAAAAAUGACAAAGUAUUGCCUGAAGAGAAUGAGAAAACUCUGGUGCUACAGGAUUUUUCGGAAGUUGGGGACAGUGGCUACUAUGCCUGCUACCUAGAGUCCUCAGAGAAGAACGCAUACCUCUACCUGAAAGCAAGAGUGUGUGAGAAUUGUGUGGAGGUGGACCUGACAGCAGUAGCCAUAAUCAUCAUCGUUGACAUCUGCAUCACUCUUGGCUUGCUGAUGGUCGUUUAUUACUGGAGCAAGAGUAGGAAGGCCAAGGCCAAACCUGUGAGCCGAGGAACCGGUGCUGGUGGCAGACCCAGAGGGCAAAACAAGGAGCGGCCACCACCUGUUCCCAACCCGGACUAUGAGCCCAUCCGCAAAGGUCAGCGGGACCUGUAUUCUGGCCUGAAUCAGAGAGCAGUCUGACAGAUAAGAGGGACACUGCCUUCCAUGGACCCAAAUCCAGCCCUCUGCGCACCCUGCUGUUCCUUGUUCUCUGGACAAACUGUGGACCCCACAGGAUUGUUCUUUAGCCACCUGGUGAACAUAUCUGGAACCUUGCCUCUGCUUCCUCUCCUGCUGCCUCUGCUAGUAUCCAGUAUUAGGACAUUGCUGCCUCGAUAUCCUCUGAAACAUGGAUGGUCAGAUCCUCAGCCAGCCAUCUUGUUAGGAUGCUUAAUCCAGCCACUCAUCCCUGCCAGCUCCUUCCUUCUGCACCGAUGUUAUCUUUGCCAUCACUUCCCUUCCUUUCCCUGCAUAUAAAUUGGCCCUCUUCCCCAACCCUCUCCUAUAGCUUUCUGUUUUUCCAACUAUGUGAUUUACACCCUUCUCUGGGGAUAGGCUCAGUGAUCAUUGGCAGAGGUCCUGGUCCAGCACCUGCCAUGAGCUCCUCUCCAGGUUCCAUCUUAAGUCCUUGGAUAGUCAUCUGCAUCUCCACAAACAUACCCGACUCCUCUCUGUAAUGGAAAAGCAAUAAAGUGUAUUGACUAGAAAAA